Messenger RNA from Eruca vesicaria subsp. sativa (arugula), 735 nucleotides. The record is from the annotation of a GenBank genome assembly. Lineage: Eukaryota; Viridiplantae; Streptophyta; Magnoliopsida; Brassicales; Brassicaceae.
AUGGAUGACCAUAAACUUCUGAGGAGCUGGUCAGAGUCCAACGACGUCUAUGAAUCAUUCCUUGAAGAAGAGAACUUAUUUUCAUUCCUCGAUCAAUCACUUUCCUUCGAUUACAACACUAACCUUGAUCCCAUCUCUGCUUGUGAUCAUAUGUCUAUGGCAUCAGUUGGUCCUGAAGCCAUCUCUACUUUGUCCCAAGCAGAUGUUUUGGGUGAAUUGUGGAAUGGAAAUACUAGUAAUUUCAAUAAUCGUCAUAUCGAACCAGAGAUGGGGAUAAUAUUGCAUGAUGGCAAUAACACAACAAAAGAGACCACACGGCAGAAGCGGGGAUACAGAGAAGAUAAACUAAUCCAGAGUUUUUCAAGGGAAGAUAUGAAACCAUACUUCAAGAUGCCGAUAACUAAAGCCGCUAAAGAGCUUAAUGUUGGACUAACCCUCUUGAAAAAGAGAUGUCGUGAGUUGGGUUUUCCUCGUUGGCCUCACCGUAAGCUUACGAGCAUUGACGGCAUUAUUAAUAACCUCAAGGAUCACUUAGGGAAUAUGGAAGGAGAAAGGAAGAGGAGUAAGCUGAUGAACGCUUUGGAGAUUUUGGAAGCGGAGAAGAAAAUGAUUGAAGAGUUUCCUGAUUUGGAGUUUGAAGAUAAGACCAAGAGGUUGAGACAGGCUUGUUUUAAAGCUAACUUCAAACGAAGAAGGCUCUUGUCUUCUACGCCUACCACUUCGUCUGUUUUAUGA